GCCGCUAGCGCGCCGCUCUGGGGGAGACCCCAGCUGGAGCCCAAGGGCAGCUACGGGGCCGCAGAGGCUUCUGGCGCUGCCUCGGCCAGCCCUUCCCGCGCGGUUUGGACCCCAGGACUGCAGCGGGAAGGUGCAGGAGGACUCCCCCAAACAGGUUCCGCUGCCUUAAGGAUGACAGCCCUAGGGCACCCUCGAAGUUGGAGCUGUCAGUGGUUGCCAUUCCUGAUGCUGCUGCUAAGCACAGGCCAUGAGCCAGGGGUGGAAGGUGUGACACACUACAAGGCCGGCGACCCCGUCAUUCUAUAUGUCAACAAAGUGGGACCCUACCAUAAUCCGCAGGAGACUUACCACUACUAUCAGCUUCCAGUCUGCUCUCCUGAGAAGAUACGUCACAAAAGCCUUAGCCUGGGUGAAGUGCUGGAUGGCGACCGAAUGGCUGAGUCUUUGUAUGAGAUUCGCUUUCGAGAGAAUGUGGAAAGGAAAAUUCUGUGCCACAUGCAGCUCAGUCCAGCACAGGUGGAACAGCUGCGCCAGGCCAUCGAGGAAUUGUAUUAUUUUGAAUUUGUGGUGGACGACUUGCCACUCCGUGGCUUUGUAGGCUACAUGGAGGAGAGUGGUUUCCUGCCUCACAGCCACAAGAUAGGACUCUGGACCCAUUUGGACUUCCACCUGGAAUUCCAUGGAGAUCGAAUUAUAUUUGCCAACGUCUCAGUGCGGGAUGUCAAGCCCCAUAGUUUAGAUGGGUUACGACCUGAUGAAUUCCUAGGCCUCACCCACACUUACAGUGUGCGCUGGUCUGAGACUUCAGUGGAGCGGCGGAGUGACAGGCGCCGUGGUGAUGAUGGCGGUUUCUUUCCCCGAACAUUGGAAAUUCAUUGGUUGUCCAUCAUCAAUUCAAUGGUGCUUGUGUUUUUACUGGUGGGUUUUGUGGCUGUCAUUCUCAUGCGUGUGCUUCGGAAUGACCUGGCUCGGUACAACUUGGAUGAGGAGACAACCUCUGCAGGUUCUGGUGAUGACUUUGACCAAGGUGACAAUGGCUGGAAAAUCAUCCAUACAGAUGUCUUCCGUUUCCCUCCAUACCGCGGUCUGCUCUGUGCUGUGCUUGGUGUGGGUGCCCAGUUCCUGGCCCUUGGCACUGGCAUUAUUGUCAUGGCGCUGCUGGGCAUGUUCAAUGUGCACCGUCACGGGGCCAUUAACUCGGCAGCCAUCUUGUUGUAUGCCCUGACCUGCUGCAUCUCUGGCUACGUGUCCAGUCACUUCUACCGGCAGAUCGGAGGCGAGCGUUGGGUGUGGAACAUCAUUCUUACCACCAGUCUCUUCUCUGUACCUUUCUUCCUGACGUGGAGUGUGGUGAACUCAGUACAUUGGGCCAAUGGUUCAACCCAGGCUCUGCCAGCCACCACCAUCCUGCUGCUUCUGACGGUUUGGCUCCUGGUGGGCUUUCCUCUCACUGUCAUUGGAGGUAUCUUCGGGAAGAACAAUGCCAGCCCCUUUGAUGCACCUUGCCGCACCAAGAACAUUGCCCGGGAAAUCCCGCCUCAACCCUGGUACAAGUCUACUCUCAUCCACAUGACUGUUGGAGGCUUCCUGCCUUUCAGUGCCAUCUCUGUGGAGCUGUACUACAUCUUUGCCACAGUGUGGGGUCGGGAGCAGUACACUUUGUAUGGCAUCCUCUUCUUUGUCUUCGCCAUCCUGCUGAGUGUGGGAGCUUGCAUCUCCAUUGCACUCACCUACUUCCAGUUGUCAGGGGAGGAUUACCGCUGGUGGUGGCGAUCUGUGCUGAGUGUUGGCUCCACUGGGCUCUUCAUCUUCCUCUACUCAGUUUUCUACUAUGCCAGGCGCUCCAAUAUGUCAGGGCCCGUACAGACAGUGGAGUUCUUUGGCUACUCCUUACUCACUGGUUACAUCUUCUUCCUCAUGCUGGGCACCAUCUCCUUUUUUUCUUCCCUAAAGUUCAUCCGUUAUAUCUAUGUUAACCUCAAAAUGGACUGAGUUUUGGGUGGCAAAACUACUGCUCUGCUCUCUUUCUUCACGCCCCACUUAUUUACCGACAUCUCUUCUGAUUGACUGAAUUGUGUGAUGGCAUUGUUGCCUUCCCCUUUGCCCUUUGGGACUCCCUUCCCCCCGGGAAGUUCCAGAAAUUAUAAAUAUUCUAUAAGAAGUAUAUAUUUGAACUUUUUAAGUUGCCUUUAGUUUUGGUCCUGAU
This is a messenger RNA of Pteronotus mesoamericanus, 2206 nucleotides long. RefSeq names its product transmembrane 9 superfamily member 1 (gene TM9SF1). The record is from RefSeq and is a predicted model, not a curated record. Lineage: Eukaryota; Metazoa; Chordata; Mammalia; Chiroptera; Mormoopidae. Gene Ontology annotation, biological process: protein localization to membrane. Gene Ontology annotation, cellular component: membrane. The transcript is spliced from 6 exons. Bases 172 to 1992 code for a protein of 606 amino acids.